ACAGUACCAGAGGUGACCGAAUAAACCGGUCAAGCUAUGGUAUAGUAGAGUUUCAAAAAUUUAGUUAAAAGAUGGCAUGUAUUAGUUUUUAGGUAUAAUUCUAUUCGAAUCUCAUAAAUCAUGUCAUCAUAGUUUCAUUUUUGUUUAAUGAUGAAUGAGAGAACCCGCUUCAUAGACAUAAUUCGGGGUUUGAUAUCUCAUACAGCAACAUGUACAUUGUUUCAUGAAAAAUACCUCAAGAUAAAAGUUAACUUGGAUGUAGAAGUCGACGAAAAAACUUCAUGGAAAGCAUCUUUCUUAACUACUUCAGAUGAGACAGCACUAAAACCAAAUAAUCCUCUUUCAUCACCAAAAGCAACUUUGAAAAAGUAUCCAUGUCUGCUAUGUCCAGCUACAUUUAAAUAUUCGUCUAAUUUGCGCCGGCACGAAAAUCAACAACACAAUAGAACCACAAAACGCAGAGGAUCAACAAAACUCUCAAAAAUCAAGCUAAAAGACAAUGGUAACAACUUUCAGACUGAAAAAGAAGUAGAAUUUCAGAGACCCGCCCUAAACAACGAGUUACAUAGACAACACCCUCAAAAUAUUUCUUCUCCGAAAUUAAAUUCAACUAGAGAUAUUAUAGACGUGAAACGUAUUAUUGACGCCCUACAAUCAAAAAAAUCUUGUUCAAGAGAGGAUACAACUGAAGAAAGUUGUGUUACAGUGUUUUCUAUUGAGGAAGACCAUAUCAACAACAACAAUCUAUCGAGCGAAGAGAAUGCCAGCGAAGCAAAUAGUUUCUCCUGUCCACUAUGCCCUACAAGCUGUAACAGAAUGAGCAAUCUCUAUAGACACAUUAGGACAAAACAUCCCGACAAACCAUCAAUUUUACCACAAGAAAAGAAAUUAAAUAACUUAUAUAAAUGUCCAUUUUGUUUUAUAUCAUUCUCUUUUAGCACAAAUAUGAGAAGACACGUAAGGAAAAAGCAUCCCGAGAAAAGACUGGAAAAUAAAUCUGGAAAAUUAACAUAG
Molecule: messenger RNA, 1014 nt
Organism: Dimorphilus gyrociliatus
Lineage: Eukaryota; Metazoa; Annelida; Polychaeta; Dinophilidae
Source: the annotation of a GenBank genome assembly